UGGCUCACCGGGCCCGGCCGGAACCUGCGGGCGCAGCUGCGGGUGUGUCUGCGGAACCGCCCGCUGAGCCGUACACUGUGUCUUUGGACCCACUAGUCCGGGUGCCAGCGGGUCUGAGCUCCUCAGAGGCGGGAGCUGCGGCCGAGGCACGGGUGCGUGUGCGCGGUGACAACCGGGCCUCCUCCUCGGGCAGCUUGUGAGCCCCUCUCCCUCACCGCCCUCGCCCAGGCUGCUCCGAGCUUCGUCUCCUUGCCUGGGCUCAUAUGUCGUACACCGAGGCUCCAGUUAGGGCCCGCGUAUCCUUGAUGACCGCAGUUUUCGGUCUCGCAGGUGUCUUGCCGCUCCAUUUGUGACCCUGAGGCUUUACUGGGUCGUUCUGUGCUCACUACUUUCUGGUCUUUUCAGAAUAUGGCUUCACUUUCAAUGGAAUUGCCCGAGUAUUUGUGUUGUCACGUAAACAAGUUCUUUUAAACUGCGUCGGCAGGUAUUCUGUGUUGAGUGUUUUCUUGUAUUAAAAACUUUCCUAAGAACGAAAGAGAAACUUAAGUAAAAUCACCCAUUUGCCUACACCCCAAGUGGAGAGAGCCAUUCCCUGAGCUGCCCUAAGCCCGGGAUGGAAGCAGUCUCCACGGCCUUCCCAGCCUUGGCUGGCCAGGCUCCAGAAGAACAAGGGGAGAUUAUCAGAGUAAAGGUUAAAGAAGAAGACCAUACUUGGGAUCAAGAAUCAGGCCUGCGUAGGAAUUUGUCUUAUACUAGGGAGCUGUCUCGUCAGCGCUUCAGGCAGUUCUGCUAUCAGGAGACACCUGGGCCCAGGGAGGCUCUGAGUCAGCUGCGGGAACUGUGCCGUCAGUGGCUGAGCCCAGAGAUACAUAGCAAGGAGCAGAUCCUGGAAUUGUUGGUGCUGGAGCAGUUCCUGACCAUUCUGCCCGAGGAGCUCCAGUCUUGGGUGCGGGAGCAUAAUCCUGAGAGUGGAGAAGAGGUGGUGACUUUGCUGGAAGAUUUGGAGAGGGAGCUUGAUGAACCUAGACAGCAGGUCUCACAGGGCAUAUAUGGGCAGGAAGUUCCUAUGGAAGAAAUGACUGCUCUGGAUUCUGCAAAGGCGUCUUUAGGCACCCAGCUUCAGUCUAUGGAAGACAGAAUGGAAUGUGAAUCUCCAGAGCCAUACCCACUUCAAGAUAAUGGGUCAUUUUUGUGGCUUUCCAUGAUGUCUCAAAGCAUGGGUGAUGAUAACCUCAGUAGCUUAGAUACUAAUGAAGCAGAAAUUGAACUAGAAAACAUGAGGGAAAAGUUCUUCAGAAGCUUAGCAGUGUUACUGGAAAACAAAAGUAAUAAUACUAAGAUAUUUUCUAAAGCAAAAUACUGUCAGCUGAUAAAGGAAGUGAAAGAAGCUAAAGCUAAGGCAAAAAAGGAAUCGGUUGACUACCGUCGCUUGGCUAGAUUUGAUGUUAUCCUUGUACAAGGAAAUGAGAAGCUAAUUGAGGCUAUAAAUGGGGAAACAGAUAAAAUACGGUAUUACUUACACAGUGAGGACUUAUUUGACAUUCUGCAUGAUACCCAUCUCAGCAUUGGACAUGGUGGACGUACUCGCAUGGAGAAAGAGUUACAAGCGAAAUACAAGAAUAUCACAAAAGAAGUUAUAAUGUUAUACCUGACCCUCUGUAAACCAUGCCAACAGAAAAAUUCAAAACUCAAGAAAGUUCUAGCAUCAAAACCAAUUAAGGAAGUUAGUUCAAGAUGCCAAGUAGAUCUUAUAGACAUGCAGUUGAAUCCUGAUGGGGAAUAUAAAUUUAUUAUGCAUUAUCAAGAUCUUCGUACAAAGUUGAGUUUUUUGCGGUCACUAAAGUCUAAAAGACCAAUGGAAGUUGCACAUGCUCUUUUAGAUAUAUUUACAAUUAUUGGUGCACCCAGUGUCCUACAAUCUGACAAUGGGAGGGAAUUUUCAAGCCAGGUUGUCAGUGAACUCAGUAAUAUUUGGCCAGAAUUGAAAAUUGUCCAUGGGAAGUCUCAGACCUGCCAAAGUCAGAGCUCUGCAGAACAAACUAAUGAGGCUAUCCGAAAGAGGAUUUUCUCCUGGAUGCAAACUAACAACUCAUCACAUUGGGCUGAAUUUUUGUGGUUCAUUCAGAUGACCCAAAAUCAACCCUAUCACAGAAGCAUGCAACAGACUCCAUGUGAAAGUGCAUUUAGCUCUGAAGCUAAACUGGGCUUGUCCCAUUCUCAGUUAACUAAAGAACUUGUUGCCAGCCUGCAUACAGAAAAUGAAUUAGAUCAGGCUGACAAAGAGUUAGAAAAUACUUUAAGAGCCCAGUAUGAAGAAAACAUUGAGACUGGAACAGACAGUAGUGAUAUUGAAGAGAAUCUUCCCGUCACCCCUAAGGUGGCUGAAAAAAAACCUCCUGAGAGUAGACUAAGAUUUUUAUCCUGUGUAGUUUGUGAAAAAGAAUGCACAGGUGCUAAUAGUUGUAUAUCAUGUGAUGGAAAUAUCCAUGCAAUUUGUGGAGUGCCCUCUCAACAUGGGACUGAGGGCUGUGGUCAGCAAAUAAUUUGUAGCCUUUGCUAUGAAACCAGCACAAUGAAAAGAAAACAUGAUGAGAUUCAAAGAAGUUUGCCUAUUCAACCUUCCAAAAUGCUAAAGCCAUCAGGGACACCAUUUUCACCAGACAAAGUAGAUUGGAUGGCGAAACAAGCUUCACUGGACUUUUUUGUCAAGAAAAGACAUGCCUUUUCUGAACACAGUGGUAGUAAUCAAAGAAAUGGUAACAAUAGGAGUCAUCCUGAAGAAGGGAAAACCAAAAGAGUUCAUGCUAGUUUCACUCGGAAAUAUGAUCCUUCAUAUAUUGAGUUUGGUUUUGUAGCUGUAAUUGACGGUGAAGUACUAAAACCACAGUGUAUUAUUUGUGGAGAUGUACUGGCUAACGAAGCAAUGAAACCAUCAAAGCUUAAGCGACAUUUAUAUUCAAAACAUAAAGAAAUAAGUUCACAACCAAAAGAAUUCUUUGAAAGAAAGAGUAGUGAAUUGAAAAGUCAACCGAAGCAGGUAUUCAACGUUUCUCAUAUAAACAUUAGUGCUUUGCGGGCUUCAUAUAAAGUAGCACUUCCGGUUGCUAAGUCUAAAACACCAUACACCAUUGCUGAGACACUAGUGAAAGACUGCAUCAAAGAAGUGUGCUUGGAAAUGUUGGGUGAAUCUGCAGCAAAGAAGGUAGCUCAGGUACCACUUUCCAAUGACACCAUAGCUCGACGUAUUCAGGAACUGGCUAAUGAUAUGGAAGAUCAACUCAUCGAACAAAUAAAACUAGCAAAGUAUUUUUCAUUGCAGCUUGAUGAAUGCAGAGAUAUUGCUAACAUGAUAAUUCUUUUAGUCUAUGUGAGGUUUGAACAUGAUGAUGAUAUAAAGGAAGAGUUCUUCUUUUCAGCCUCUUUGCCUACAAACACAACUAGCUCAGAACUAUAUGAAGCUGUAAAGAAUUAUAUUGUUAACAAAUGUGGUUUGGAAUUUAAAUUUUGUGUAGGAGUAUGUUCUGAUGGUGCAGCUUCAAUGACAGGAAAACAUUCUGAAGUGGUAACCCAGAUUAAGGAACUUGCACCAGAAUGUAAAACAACACAUUGCUUCAUUCAUCGAGAAAGUCUUGCUAUGAAAAAAAUAUCAGCUGAACUAAAUAGUGUGCUUAAUGACAUAGUAAAAAUUGUGAAUUAUAUAAAAUCUAAUGCAUUGAAUUCGAGAUUAUUCUCUUUAUUAUGUGAUAAUAUGGAAGCUGAUCAUAAGCAGCUGUUAUUGCAUGCCGAGAUACGGUGGUUAUCACGGGGAAAAGUUCUGUCAAGAAUGUUUGAAAUACGAAAUGAACUCUUAGUGUUUCUGCAAGGCAAGAAACCUGUUUGGUCCCAACUUUUUAAAGAUGUGAAUUGGACAGCCAGACUUGCUUAUUUGUCUGAUAUUUUCAGUAUUUUUAAUGAUCUUAAUGCUUCUAUGCAAGGGAAGAAUGCAACUUAUUUUUCAAUGGCAGAUAAAGUUGAAGGACAAAAACAAAAGUUAGAAGCUUGGAAAAACAGAAUUUCUACAGAUUGUUAUGACAUGUUCCAUAAUUUAACAACGAUUAUCAAUGAAGUAGGUAAUGAUCUUGAUAUUGCACAUCUACGAAAAGUUAUCAGUGAACAUCUUACAAAUUUGUUAGAAUGUUUUGAAUUUUAUUUUCCAUCAAAAGAAGAUCCACGCAUAGGAAAUUUGUGGAUCCAAAAUCCAUUUCUUUCAUCAAAAGGUAAUUUAAAUUUAACUGUAACUCUACAGGAUAAGUUGUUGAAGCUGGCUACUGAUGAAGGAUUGAAAAUCAGUUUUGAAAAUACAGCAUCACUUCCUUCAUUUUGGAUCAAAGUUAAAAAUGAAUAUCCUGAGCUUGCUGAGAUUGCUUUAAAAUUGCUUCUUCUUUUCCCCUCAACAUACCUCUGUGAGACCGGAUUCUCUACUUUAAGUGUUAUUAAAACAAAACAUAGAAACAGUUUAAAUAUACAUUAUCCCCUGAGAGUAGCACUGUCAUCAAUCCAACCUAGAUUAGACAAAUUAACAAGUAAGAAGCAGGCUCACUUAUCACAUUGAAAAUUUUAAAUAUUUAUAUGUAAGGUGUUUGUUCAAUGUAUGCAUAUAGGCAUACAGUGUGAGGAAUUUGCUAUUUCACUUUAAACUUUGUUUAGUUACAAUUUUGUAAGUAUGAAAAGUUAUGAGUGAAAUAGCAGUUUUCUAUAUAAAUUUCCUAUAUGUACAUUUUCAAUUAAGAAUGUAUACAGUUUUUUCCUGUUAUAUUUGUCAUAUUGAUUAAAAUAUAAUUUUAAAUAUGUUGAUUCUAAUAUUAAAACAUUUGGUCUUAUAAUUUGUGUCUUACUGUAUUUCAUUAGCAUGUUAAGAUUGUAGGACAACUUCAGGAUGGGGGAUGUUUUCUUUGAAAUAGACUAGGUCAGUGAAGGGAAGUGAAUUCAUGAGGUAGGCUUAGAAUUCAAAUGCAGAGGACAGGUCAGUAGGACAUUAAGUUUGUUAAGCUGAUCCAGAGUGGUUAGGUUGGAAACUGAUGUUUGUUUUGUAGGUGCAUGUUUAGACAAAGUAUGAGUGGAAUAGGAGUAAACACUUAUUUUGUAAUAGUAUUAUGGCCUUGAAUUCAUAUUGAUAAAUUCUGAUUUCAUAAGGAGGGGGGAUUGGACCCUACUGACAAGUUCAUGUUAGGAAGUUUCUAGAUUUUACUAGAGUUGAUUGCCUUUAAGCUGCUCUAGGACAAAGUCUGGAAUUAUUGGCACCUCAAUUAGAUUUAACAGCCUCUAUUUUGUUUGGAGGCAAUUCAAAAACGUGUCACAAAUAUCUGUUUUUGUGUCUGUGAAUUCGUUUAGAAUGAUCAAAAGCAGACUAUUCACAUAAGACAGGUUCUUUAGCAUAAAAACAUGACAGAAUCCUUGAAGAAAACAUCUUUUCCUAGACAGGGUAACAACUUAGAGUAAGUGCUUCUUUUCAAAUAAAUAUAACAGUCAAAGUUAAGGAAAGGAAGAAUAUUUAGUGAUUCAAAAUGUUACUAAGAAUUUAACCUUUUGGUAAAGAACAUUUCUAGUAUCCUCUAAACCUCUGAAAGUAGAGGAAAGGUUCAUAUUUAGUCCUGAAAUCUUCGUUGGAUUAUGUUUUAUUGUGUGUUUGUUUUAAUAAAAUCUUAUAGCUUUUCAAAACCUUGUAAUGGUGGAUAGAUUUAGAAGAUAGUGGUUUGAUUCUUCCACUGACAAAUUAUAUGCCCUCUUUCCUAUCUGACCAUAUUUUGGAACUAAGAGAUUUUAAAAUGUUUUACCAUUUAUUGAUUGAAUAAAGUAUUUUGUUUCCCACUUUUAAUUUUUAAAGGCAGUGUGGUGAUUUUAUAUUUAUUUCUAUAAAAACAGUGUAGUCUGGAAGAAAUAAAGAGGGAAUUAAAAGUA
This is a messenger RNA of Sapajus apella (tufted capuchin), 5937 nucleotides long. It is a transcript of the gene ZBED9, whose product is annotated as zinc finger BED-type containing 9. Bases 614 to 4591 code for a protein of 1325 amino acids. Gene Ontology annotation, molecular function: protein dimerization activity; nucleic acid binding. The transcript is spliced from 4 exons. Gene Ontology annotation, biological process: DNA integration. NCBI's taxonomy places the organism in Eukaryota, Metazoa, Chordata, Mammalia, Primates, Cebidae. The record is from RefSeq and is a predicted model, not a curated record.